AUAUCACGAAAAAUCGAUAAAUUGACAAAAUUUCUAAUAAAUUACCGAAAUAUCAGUACAUGGGUAUUUCUCUCCUAUAUCUCGAUAUUUAUAUCCUCCAAAUAUCGUGAUAUUUUAAUAAGUGAUUGUCACUUACAAGUUACAACACACAGCCAUCAUUACAAGUUUAACUUUUUUAAUACUUCGAUGAGAACUGGCGUCACCCUUUCGAUGGCAUUUCCGUAAUUCAACAAAAAAAACAUAAUGUGGAGAGAUUCGGGGAAAAAUCAGUGGAAACAGUCUACAACACUCUCAAGUAAAACCAAAGCUGCCAUCGCUCUCUCUCUCUCUCUCAAACCAGACAGCAAAAAGAAAAAUAAUAAAAGAAAAAUGACAGCUGCUAUGAUACGAGCUCCAACAUUCCUCCUCCUCCUCCUCCAGCUGUUAUUCACGACAGUGGCCGCCCACUUCUCUUCCUCAUCAUCAUCAUCCUCCUCCUCCUCUUCAUCGGCCACACUCUCAGAGUGGAGAUCUGGGCGAGCAACUUACUACGCGGCGGCGGACCCAAGAGACGCGGUGGGGGGCGCGUGCGGGUACGGAGACUUGGUCAAGAGUGGAUAUGGAAUGGCGACGGUGGGACUGAGCGAGGCGCUGUUCGAGAGGGGCCAGAUCUGCGGGGGAUGCUUCGAGCUGAGGUGCGUGGACGACCUCCGCUGGUGCAUUCCGGGGACGUCCAUCAUCGUCACGGCCACCAACUUCUGCGCCCCUAACUAUGGGUUCCCGGCGGACGGCGGGGGGCACUGCAACCCUCCCAACAACCACUUUGUUCUCCCCAUUGAGGCCUUUGAGAAGAUCGCUAUUUGGAAGGCUGCCAACAUGCCUGUCCACUAUCGGAGGAUCAAAUGCAGAAAAGAAGGCGGUGUUCGAUUUUCACUUGAUGGAUCAGGUAUAUUCUUAUCAGUGCUGAUCAGCAAUGUGGGUGGCGCUGGAGACAUAGUGGGAGUGAAGGUAAAGGGUUCAAGAACAGGAUGGCUUCCAAUGGGCAGGAAUUGGGGUCAGAACUGGCAUCUCAAUGCUGAUUUAAAGAAUCAGCCUCUUUCCUUUGAGAUCACUGCUAGCGAUGGAAUCACCCUCACAUCUUACAAUGUUGCUCCCAAGGGUUGGAAUUUUGGACAGACUUUUGAAGGCAAGCAAUUUGAAUCUUAAAUUACAUAUCCAAGAUGAAAAAUCAUAUACAUCAAACUUUUCUUUUGCUUUUCCCACUGGGUUGGAGGGGUGUAUGGAAUGGGUGGCUUUUUAUUUGAAGGGAAAAGGUACAUGUUAUUAAUGGAAUGAUUUGAGACUUUAUAUGAAAGCCUACUUGAUGGUUUCAUAAUUAAACAGCAAAUCAAAUUGGUCCAAGAAAA
Vitis vinifera (wine grape) is the source of this 1385-nucleotide messenger RNA. Its product is annotated as expansin-A13. Bases 244 to 1185 code for a protein of 313 amino acids. Lineage: Eukaryota; Viridiplantae; Streptophyta; Magnoliopsida; Vitales; Vitaceae. The record is from RefSeq and is a predicted model, not a curated record. The transcript is spliced from 2 exons. Gene Ontology annotation, biological process: plant-type cell wall organization. Gene Ontology annotation, cellular component: extracellular region.